AUGAUGAACCAGGAGAUAAUGUGUGAAGUGGAGAUUAAUUCACAUGGAUCCAUGGUUGAAAUAGAAAAUGAUGACCAAGUUGGUGUUAAGUAUGAAGAAAUAGAGACUAGUCAAUAUGAAGAGUAUAUAACAGAUGAUCAAUAUGAAGAAGUGGAGGAGCAGGUUAUUGGGAUGCAACAUUUGGAAGAGGACUAUAAAAUUACAGUCGGCAGCGAGGAAGUUAUUCUACCUGGGUUGCCAGGCGAUGACCCAUUACACGGCAAUUCAGAAGUCAAUUAUGAUUCUAUAUACACACCAGCUUCCACAAGUAAUAAUAGAGGGCGCGGUAGACCACGAAUCAGUCCCCAAGGAAUUCAUCAUUUGAUGCCAAUUGGAGAAGUUCCAAUGGGUCUAAUGGAAAAUAAUGCAAACAGGGGCACAGCAAGGAGGUGGGAACAGAAACAAGUUCAGAUCAAGACAAUGGAGGGAGAGUUCUCUGUCACUAUGUGGGCUACCGGGGAAGACGAUGAUGACGGAUCAAAUCCUGAACCGGACCCUGACUAUACCGAAUAUAUGACUGGCAAGAAGAAUGUACUAGGAAAUGAAAGUAUGCCAGGAUUAGACCUAUCUGAUCCGAAGCAGUUGGCUGAGUUUGCUAGACCGGGCCAUAAAAUCAGACUAAAGAAACCAUCUCCCGAGUCCUCUGAUAGAACUAUUGCAUGUCCCCACAAAGGCUGUACGAAGAUGUUCCGAGAUAAUUCAGCGAUGAGAAAGCACCUGCACACGCACGGACCAAGGGUACAUGUAUGUGCUGAGUGUGGUAAAGCAUUUGUAGAGAGUUCGAAGCUAAAACGACAUCAAUUGGUGCACACUGGAGAAAAACCGUUUCAAUGCACCUUUGAGGGAUGUGGAAAGCGGUUUUCUCUUGAUUUUAAUCUAAGAACCCACGUCCGAAUCCACACAGGCGACCGGCCAUACGUGUGUCCAUUCGACGGGUGCAAUAAAAAGUUUGCUCAGAGCACGAACCUGAAGUCGCAUAUUCUGACGCAUGCCAAAGCGAAAUCAAGAAACUCCCUGUCCCGCAAUGGGGGGACAAACUACGAAUCGGCUAGGACAACACCGCAAUAUGUCCAGCUGGAGAUGUCCCCGGAUGACUCCAACCCACAACUAAUAUUCUACACGCACGAAUGA
Messenger RNA from Leptosia nina, 1170 nucleotides. The record is from the annotation of a GenBank genome assembly. Lineage: Eukaryota; Metazoa; Arthropoda; Insecta; Lepidoptera; Pieridae.